This is a messenger RNA of Trichosurus vulpecula (common brushtail), 3637 nucleotides long. It is a transcript of the gene SLC16A6, whose product is annotated as solute carrier family 16 member 6. Gene Ontology annotation, molecular function: monocarboxylic acid transmembrane transporter activity. NCBI's taxonomy places the organism in Eukaryota, Metazoa, Chordata, Mammalia, Diprotodontia, Phalangeridae. The transcript has 6 exons. The record is from RefSeq and is a predicted model, not a curated record. Gene Ontology annotation, biological process: transmembrane transport; monocarboxylic acid transport. Bases 114 to 1679 code for a protein of 521 amino acids.
AAGGGUUAACCCUUUUUAUGUCUUUGAGCUGCUUAUAAAGAGGGGGAGGACAAGCCUCCGCCUUAUUGAGAACCUUUUGGGGUUUAUUCUCUUCUCUCCUAACUUGAUUAAGAAUGACGCAGAAGAGAAAAUUUUGUUCCAGUGCAAAUGUUUACUCUCAAGUGCCUGAUGGAGGAUGGGGCUGGGUAGUGGCUUGCGCAUUUUUUGUGGUAGAAGCACUUACAUAUGGUGUCAUCAAAUCAUUUGGCAUCUUCUUUAAUGAUAUAAGGGACAGUUUUAAGGAAACCAACAGCAGAAUCUCAUGGAUAAUAUCAAUAUGCGUGUUUGUGCUAACAUUUACAGCUCCUCUGUCCACAAUAUUGACCAAUCGUUUUGGCCAUCGUCCAGUGGUGAUUGUAGGAGGGCUGCUUGUCGGUGCGGGGAUGAUUGUGGCAUCCUUUUCACAAACUGUUGUUCAUAUGUACAUCACUAUUGGAAUAAUCUGUGGUUUGGGAUUCUGCCUCAGCUUCCUCCCCACUGUCACCAUUCUGUCACUAUACUUUGCAAAAAGACGCUCCCUGGUGACUGCAGUUGCUUCCACAGGAGAAUGUUUUGCAGUGUUUACUAGUGCACCAGCCAUCACAGCUUUGAAAGAGAAAAUUGGCUGGAGAUACAGUCUCUUCUUUGUUGGUGUAGUACAGCUAAACAUUAUCAUCUGUGGAUCCCUGCUUCGACCAAUUAUAAUCAGAUCACCCAUAACACCAAAAGUAUCCUCAGCCGAAAAUCGGAAAGAAGUGCAGUAUAUGCUUGAAAAUGAGAAAACACACACCUCAAUAGACUCCAUUGACUCAGGAGUAGAAUUAACUACCUCACCUAAAAACGUGCCUAGUAAUGCCAAUGCAGAGCCUGAGCCAAAGACUGACAUAGAAAUCCUGGUAAAAUCCACUGAUACAAAACCAAGUGAAAAAGCUUCAUUAUUGGACUUUUCCAUUUUGAAAGAAAAGAGUUUUAUUUGUUACAUGCUUUUUGGUCUGUUUGCUACACUUGGAUUCUUUGCUCCCCCUUUGUACAUCAUUCCUCUGAGCAUCAGUCUGGGUGUUGACAAGGAUCGUUCAGCUUUUACAUUAUCUGCAAUGGCAGUGGCAGAAAUUUUUGGAAGAAUUAGUGCUGGUUUUGUCCUUGAUAGAAAGCCUAUCCGUAAGGUCUACAUUGAGCUUAUCUGUGUCAUUCUGUUGACUGUAUCUUUAUGUGCCUUUCCUUUUGCUUCUGAAUUUUGGGGUCUUAUGACAUGCAGCGCAUUUUUUGGGUUCAUGCUUGGAACAGUAGCAGGUACUCAUCUCCCUCUACUAGCUGAAGAUGAUAUAGUGGGAAUUGAGAAGAUGUCUUCUGCAGCUGGAGUCUAUGUCUUCAUUCAGAGUAUAUCGGGGCUUGCUGGACCACCACUUUCAGGUAUUCUAGUGGAUAGCACCUACAAUUAUGCUUCAGCUUUCUACUCCUGUGCAGCUGGCAUGUUAGUAGCAGCUAUUUUUCUGGCAUUUGUGAGACCAUGCAAAGUUGGACUGUGUCAUUCUCCUCUAGAUGAAACAAAGUCGUCUGAUAGUCAGAAGUCCAAAACUUUACAAGAUACACCUGAAGACUUUCUUGAAAUGGACCUUGGGAAACAUGAAAACAAAGGAAACAAGAAAAACGAAGUAGUAUGAUAACAGUUUUUCAAAUAAUAUAAAAUACUGGGUUAAUAGGACUAUGAGGAAAAGGUGACUGACUACCCUUUCUUCCCCACUUUCAGAAACAACAUCUUAACAGGAAUGUAUGUAUAUGUGAACAGGACUAUCAACAUCUUUUUGAAAAAUUUUCUUUUUGAAUUUGUUUUAAGUCAGCCAAAAAAAAAACCAAACACAAACAAACAAACAAACAAAAAAGCUUCCGUUCAAAAUCUGGUUGUAUGUCAUUAGCUAAAUGAGAAUGCAUUAGACCUUCACAUUCCUGUUUUUAAAGAGGUGCUAUGCAUCAGCCAAGUGUUUUCACAGCUCUAAUUCCCAUGCUGGUAAACUGGGAUCUUAUGAAAUAAUUGUAGCCCAUGUGACAAUGAGCAGACCACUCAAAAAAUCCUAGACACUACUGAAAACUCCUUGAUCUUUUUAGGAAAAUGAAUAGAUAAAUAUGAAUAAAAAAAAUUUUUUUUAAAUAAUGACUUUGGUGUUUCCAUUUGGCAAAACAUGGGCUUUUAUUUUUCUAAAUGGAUUAAUCUGAUGUAGAAUUUUAGACCAAAUAGCUUAUCAAUAAACUGAGGAAUUGUGAAAUAAAUAACCGUAACAACUUGAAUUGGAUAAAUGUGAAGAUUACCACUUAUUUUUAUGGCCAGUUUUUACCAUAUGUAUUUUAAUACAAAAUACUUUUCCAGAAUAGCAUUCUCAAAUAUAUUUCCUGUUUUUUUGAGUUAUUCCUAUAUCUGUGAUUGUAGUAUGUUAAAUUUAAACCAGUAUUUAUUUUUAACUUAUUCUAGGAUGGGUAAAAGCUGAUAGUUAUUAUGAGAAAUUAAAUAUGAAAACUAGUAAAAUGCAUUUUACCUCCUUUCAGCUAUCCUUUCAAUGCCUCAAAAAAAUCUUUUGUUUUGUAAAAUUACUGUAUUGAAAAUACAGACUGUAAUGAUUUCUCAGUUUUUCUUUGGAAUGAUCUUAACACAAACUGUGCUAUUUGAAAACAGAUAAAACCCCCCUUGGGCAAGAAUAGCAAACCACCUUACUGGGUGUGAUUUAGUUUAGUUUAGUUUUUUUUUAAAUCAUUCAUCUCCAAAAAUACUUGAGAAAUUUCUUUGGUCAGAAUUGGAUUGUACUAAUUCUGAUUUUUUAAAAAAAAAUUACUGAAUGGUUGAAACAUUAAGACACUUAGGACUAUCAUUGAGUUGCAAGAUACUGUUUACAUCUUAAGACUGGGUUAUUGUUGUGGUUUUUUUCAACUUAACACUUACAUGUACAGUAUUUCCCAUUUCAAGGUUACUUAUGAAGGGAAGUGUGAAAGCAACAGGGUGGGCUUUGAUUUAUACAAAAUCUCACCUGGUCAGUGAUGGCCCUUGCUUGCCACCCCCAUCUUUUAUACAUCUCUGCUGUUACUUUAAGACAACUCAGGGGAACAAACAAGACAAGCCUAGUUUGGUUACAGGCACACACACAGCUGCAUAUAAAGUGGCAUCAUUCAUUACUUGCUAUGUUUUGUACAGCAUUUGAUCAGCAAUAGCUAUACUGGACAAUCUGUAAAAUUUUGUGGGAAUGGGGAGGGGGUAGAUGGGAAUGUAAAUGCCCCCCAAAACAGGCACUCUUAACAAUAAAGUGGAUAUAGCAAUUCUUCUGUCUCUGCUUGAGAACAAAGUUGAGCUUGUGGCAGUUUGUAUAUUUAUAUUACUUCAGCACUUUACAAUUUAAUCUUUUUCUUCUCCUAAGAUGUCCAAUACCAAUUUCAUGUUAAUAACUACUCUUUGUACAUUCUGAAUGUAAUAGCAUGAACAAGUAUGUGUGUGUUUCAGCAGACCAAUAAUCUUAGAUUUUUAAGUGGCAAAAAAAUAAAACAGGAUUGUUGAUUUGGGCAUUAUUAUAUCUAAUGAAAUUCUGGUAUUGCUAGGAAACAAUGAAAUUUGCAAUAAAUUCAUGAGGGUUUUUUUUAA